This is a messenger RNA of Durio zibethinus, 1130 nucleotides long. Its product is annotated as membrane steroid-binding protein 2-like. Gene Ontology annotation, cellular component: endomembrane system; membrane; endoplasmic reticulum. The record is from RefSeq and is a predicted model, not a curated record. NCBI's taxonomy places the organism in Eukaryota, Viridiplantae, Streptophyta, Magnoliopsida, Malvales, Malvaceae.
AAAAAAAAAAAAAGAAUUUGCAGGAGAAACGGAGUAUAAAAUGUACAGGCGGAUAACUCCAUUUGUACGAGCAUAAUAGCCGUCUGCUCCAAUUUUAAGACCAAAAGACUUUGACUCUGAGUUUGAGACAAAAAAUCGCCAGAGAAGAAAAAGAAUUUAAGCGAUGGCUUUGCAGCUAUGGGAGACUUUGAAGGCCGCUAUAACGGCGUACACGGGUCUAUCUCCGGCCACUUUCUUUACUGUUCUUGCUCUGUUGUGGGCCAUUUACUAUGUAGUAACGGGUCUAUUUGGAUCGUCCGAUGAUCAUUACCAACGGACAAGGGCUUUGCAGGAGCAGACGGAGCUGCUUCCACCUCCGGUUCAGCUCGGCGAGAUUUCCGAGGAGGAACUUAAGCAAUAUGAUGGGUCGGAUUCCAAGAAGCCACUCCUCAUGGCAAUCAAGGGCCAGAUCUAUGAUGUUUCUCAAAGCAGAAUGUUUUAUGGACCUGGUGGACCUUACGCAUUGUUUGCUGGAAAGGAUGCUAGCAGAGCUCUUGCAAAGAUGUCUUUUGAAGAAAAAGAUUUAACUGGUGACAUCUCUGGCCUUGGUCCAUUCGAAUUGGAUGCUUUGCAGGAUUGGGAGUACAAGUUCAUGAGCAAGUAUGUUAAGGUUGGAACCAUCAAGAAGACAGUUCCAGUAAACGAAGGGGAUGGCGGUGGUGAAGCCUCAGGUGCUACAGAAACUGAUGCUAAGCCAGCUGAAGAUGGUCCAUCACAAGGUGUAGUUGCGGGAACAGAGGAAAAAUCCUCUGGUGCUGAUGCUAAGGAGGAGUGAUAUGAUUGGGCUUAGUUGUCGCCGUUUCGAUGGGGUGAUCACUCUUUCUACUGAAGAUGCCGGAAGAUAUUUCCUUUUGUUGUUUGAAUUAAUGCAUUAUGUGAAUCUUAUUCCAUAUAUAAGCUUACGUUGUGCGGAUACUCUUUUAGCAAACUUUCUUCAAUAUUUAGUUCAUCAAAAAUAAGUUGGGAUGUUAAAACUUUGGGGAUUCACUGUUGAUGUAUGCGGCCAGGAAUUACUUUGUUCAACAAAAUUACUAUGUGCUGUAGUUGCAUUAGAAGCUAUUAAAAGAGGUCCUCCCCUUUCUCUCAAUGCA